AUGGCUGGACCUGUGGAGGGAUCCCCGGAAUGGGCAGCCCAAGAUAAGGGGCCCUACACAAUCGGCAUCUGCUGGGCCAUUACGUCGCUUAGCACCCUCUUCGUUAUUGCUCGCCUUUACGUCCGCGGCAAGAUCAUGGGCAAGCUGCAGAGUGAUGACUGGUUCACGGUCUCUGCACAGGUAUGCAGUUGGAUCUCGACCGCGCUGUCCACCAUGGCCGUCGCAUCGGGUAACGGGAAGCACUUCGCCCUCCUCACCGUCGAGCAAAAGCAGAGCGCCAUCCUAUGGACCACGGCUGCCUUCUGCCCCGGCGUCAUGUCCUUCGGCCUGCCCAAGAUGGCCGUCGUCGUUCUUCUCCAGCGUCUCCUCAACCCGACGCGCUACCACCGCUGGUUCCUAUGGUGGAUGGGAAUAUGGUGCCAACUUACGCUGUUCGCGACCGUGGGCGUUCUCCUGGGCCGGUGCAUGCCCGCGCGAUCUCUCUGGGACUUUUCCGUGGAGGGCAAGUGCUUCGAUCCUGAGAUUCUCGUCGCAUACUGCAUCUACGCUGGUUCUUUCUCCGCAUUCGUCGACAUCUACCUUGCCGUAUAUCCUACCGUCGUUCUCUUCCAACUUCAACUUUCGCUUCGAAAGAAGAUUGCUCUUUGCGUCGCGCUGGGCAUCGGUUCCAUUUCUGGUGUUGUGGCAAUUUACAAGACGACUCGUAUCCCAUCUCUCAAGAGCCCCGACUUUUCUUACGAUACCUCGGACUUGGUCAUCUGGACUGUCAUCGAAGGUAGCACAAUCAUCAUCGCCUCAUCCAUUCCUAUUCUUCAGCCCCUGAUGGAUCUCAUCAUGCGCCGCAACCCCUUCAGCUCCAACAAGUCCAAUAAAAACACCCCACGAUAUUUUGAGGACUACAGCACCGGCAGCAAGGCCGGCUACGAGCUCGGCCAGCGCAAGCCUAAAUCAAAAACCGCGACGACCUCGGCCUCACAAUCGCAGUCGAGGCCCAAGGACGGCGUCAUUGUUCGGACCGACAUAGUCACGGUGCAGUAUUCUCAGCAGAUCCCGGACACGGAGCAGGAUGACAGGUGGAGCUUUCCUGGGACGUGUGACGCGGCCCGCCAUGCCCCGAUAGUCUACACGUCAACUGGUAUCGCGCUUCGCCGCACCGUAACCUGGGGCAGCGCCUACAUCAUCGUCAUCUCCCGCGUCAUCGGCAGCGGCAUCUUCGCCACGCCGGGCACCAUCCUCCGGACCGUCGGAAGCCCCGGUCUCGCCCUCUCGCUCUGGAUCGUGGGCGCCCUCAUCGCCGCGUGCGGGCUCAGUGUGUCGUUGGAGUACGGAUGCAUGCUGCCCCGAUCGGGCGGCUCCAAGGUCUACCUCGAGUUCACCUACCGCCACCCCAAAUUCCUCGCGUCGACCCUGGUGGCCGCGCACAUUAUUCUUCUUGGGUUUUCGGCGAGCAACUGCGUCAUCUUUAGCCGCUACGUCCUGUUUGCCCUGGGUGCCGACGCCGAGGCUAGCGAUUUCCUGCGCAAGGCCAUCGGCGCCGCCCUGCUGGUGGUCGUAACAUUUAUCCAUGGCGUGUUCCCGAGGGCGGGCGUCCGCAUCCAGAAUUGGCUGGGAUAUAUCAAGGUCGGCAUCAUCAUCUUCAUGAUUCUCUCCGGAGUCUACGUGGUGGCCUUCCGAGGUGCUUCGGAAUUCCGGGAGACCAGGCUCGACAACGUCAACAACAUCCUUAACGAGGUCAAGGACCCCGUGCGGACCCUUCCGUCCGUGGCUUCCACCGCGCUAGUGACAGCCGGAUUUCUUUACACGCUGGUCAACGUCGCCUACUUCCUUGUCGUCCCGAUCCAGGAGAUCAAGGAUAGCGGCGAGAUGAUUGCCGCCCUGUUUUUGAACGACUCUUUGGAUCGCAUCUCGGCUCGCCUUAAGCAAGAGAUUGCCCGCCAGGGUCUCCUUCCUUUCUCGGAUAUCCUUUCGUCCACGCGACCCUUCAAUUCGCCGCUCGGAGGUCUCCUCGUUCACUUCAUACCCUCCCUCCUUGUCAUCAUCCUCCCACCCUCCACCGAGGUCUAUUCCUUCAUCCUCUCCGUCGAAGGGUAUCCGGGCCAGUUUAUGUCCCUUGCCGUGGGCGUUGGCCUGGUGUUACUGCGAUUUAAGCGACCCGACCUGCAGCGUCCCUUCAAGGCCUGGCCUCCCGCGGUUGCCUUGGUCCUGACAUUGAACGUUUCCCUGCUUGCGGCGCCUUUUUCGCCCCCGGCGGAUUCCCUACCUACGCUAUUGUAG
This is a messenger RNA of Parascedosporium putredinis, 2274 nucleotides long. The record is from the annotation of a GenBank genome assembly. NCBI's taxonomy places the organism in Eukaryota, Fungi, Ascomycota, Sordariomycetes, Microascales, Microascaceae.